AAAAAAAAUGUAUACAUUUUACCUUUCAUAAAAGAGGAAAAUUUUGUUAUUGUAGAUUUAACCACCAAUGUCUUUCAAAUUGUCAUCAUUUUUAUUUACAAUUUUACCAUUAGUUUCUCUUUUAAAAUUUAGUGACUAUAUUGUGUAGUUACAUUAGUUCGUUUCUUAUGCUGAAGAUAAUUAAUUGUAUGCGUGAUAUGUCACAUUGAAUGAACUUCGAAGUGGAUCGUUACUCGUCAGCUUGGGCACACAUAGCCCUCUGUGCAGAUCUUACUUGGGCCUCAGAACCUCCCGAUGAAUUCAUCGUAGCCAAUCAGCGCCUGUGGGCACAGCAAUGCCGUGUUUCCCAAGUCCUCCAAGAUUCAGCCGUUGAAUCGUCACUGUGCGCUCAGAAUCAUUGCGACCACACAGAUACUCAACUCGUUGUACAAAGUCAAGAAAAUAGAAGCAAUAGUGGUCGUAGGAGCGUGAAAGAUGUAAUACCAGAAUCAAGAUUAGCACAAUUUUAUGGCAACUUUUACUACGACGACAGCAGAGAAAACUGUUACACUUGUGCGAAUGAAAAACCAAAUGCUCGUGGUUAUAACGGUCAAGGAUGCGACAAUACCGAUCUUACAGAAUGUUGGAUGUUACCUGAGAUUGAAUACUGGUUUCGUAAAUUAGCGGAUGAUUCAACCGAUCGCAGUAUGGUACCACGUCGUCGUCGACAGUACAAGAUUCUUCCUGAUGAAGAUUUCGAGCGCUGGGGCCCGACUGAAGCGCGUACCGCCGAAGAAGCGGCGCUCGAAGCCCGAAUACGAAGUACCCAGGCAUUGUGGAACGAACCGUCUUCGCAAAGGAAGCCGGCUAGGGCUCUUUCCCCGCCACCCACCUCUAGGAAAAUGCGAGCAAGACGUCGUCAACCAAGAAGACCGACUGUACCCCCUCCGCCGCCCGCUUAUUGUCUCGAGGCCCCCACUAAACUGUUUUGUGAUCCAUCUUGCAAGUUUCAAUUCGAUGCCCCUCGUCCACAAUUAACCGAGUAUCAAAAAGCGAUGGGACGCUUAUCAGCAAGCGUGCAAGCAGUGAUGAGAGCAAAUGCGUGUCGUUGCCCGCCGUACCGAGGAACUAACGUCAGUCGAUACGCACCCACAGGCCAGAGACACUUGCGCUACCCCGACAGACGCUACGGCAUCUGGUGGCCACGCGAGAAUCUAUCACCGCGGUUGGAAAAUAGAUUUAACAUUACACACAUUCAAAAUAUCACUACUAACAGCCAAAAAGGAGAAAAAGUAACCCCUAAUAUUAAAGCAGAAAUUAGGAAACAGGAACCAGAUAUCACUUCAUGUGACGAGAAGCAAACAAAUGAGCCCGAAGUGCAGUCAGAAGUUCCUCCAGAAAACCCUCCACAACAAAAGGACAAAGUUGUUCUUGAUAAUCAAUUGCCAUCUACAAGUGCAGCUGCGAUGGAAGGCGCAAGGAAAAAACGACUUUACAGUACCGUUCUUAGCAUGACUCCACCGCCUACUCUCAAUUUAAACACGGUUGGAUGUCUCAGGCUCUCACAAAAAUUAGCACCUGGUCUUAUAAAAUUAAAUCCAAAAUUAGUUUUGCGUUCGAAAAGCCGACCGAACGUUGAUAACAAAUUUGAAGAACUUGAAAAAGAAGCUUUAGAACAAUAUAAAGCGUCAGAUGAAAGUAUAGACACGAAGUUUCGCGCGCUUGAAGAAGAAGCUGCCGAUCAGUAUAGCACUAGUAACAGCAAUACAAGCUGUAGCAGCGCAAAUUCCGGGGAAAGGAAAAAUACUAAAUGCGCAACGAACAAUGAAACUAAAGCAAAAACGCAACCGUCAAAAUUUCAUAAAGACAAAUCUGUGGAAAGCGUUGUGAUAUACUCCCAGAAUUUAAACGAUUCUAGUGUUAAAGAAAAUACAAAUAGUGUAACGAAUUUAAAAAACUUCCACACCCCCCCGAGGGGGGAAAAAAAGGAACAAACUCGUAGAUCUAUCAAAUAUAUGAGGAGCAGUAAAACUGGUUCUCUAAGGCCUGCGUCCGAUACAGACUACGAAGCCAGAGAGUCGAAAACCAAGGGAUUUCAUAAGGGAGCAAUGCGUUGGACCUUACAUGUUAUGCCACCAAAGAAGAGACAUUUAACUUCUUGCGCGUCCGAUUUCUCCUCAGAUGACGAGUUGGAAGAGGCGAGUGUGUCUAUCAGAGAUGCUGGACCUUGUAUAAAGAACCGAGCGACUGGGAAGGUCAAAAUGUCAGCGCACGGCGGUGGAGAUUUGCAUCCAAUCAUGAGAAAAACUUAGCUAUUUUAAGAAAGAAGGAAGCCUCCGUUUAUUCUUGCCACUUAAAAGUUGGUCCUAUUUUUCGUAGCCAAAAAUUUUGAGCUUUAUUGUUGUGCACAUCAAUAAGUCCAGUUUAAGAUGACUAAGCGUUGGUGUCCAAUUUUCCCAGGCAUGAGCGAUUGUUUCAUAUAUAUAUAUUAUUGUAAUGACUUAGAUUUUGUACAUGCCUAGAUUCUAUUCUUAGCGUAUACUUUAAGAGGCUUAGGAUGACCGCAUUUUGACCUAACUGGCA
Messenger RNA from Pararge aegeria (speckled wood butterfly), 2562 nucleotides. RefSeq lists its product as uncharacterized. NCBI's taxonomy places the organism in Eukaryota, Metazoa, Arthropoda, Insecta, Lepidoptera, Nymphalidae. The coding region runs from base 210 to 2291 and encodes 693 amino acids. The record is from RefSeq and is a predicted model, not a curated record. The transcript is spliced from 7 exons.